Balaenoptera acutorostrata (minke whale) is the source of this 2744-nucleotide messenger RNA. RefSeq names its product limb development membrane protein 1 (gene LMBR1). Lineage: Eukaryota; Metazoa; Chordata; Mammalia; Artiodactyla; Balaenopteridae. Gene Ontology annotation, biological process: signal transduction. The transcript has 18 exons. Gene Ontology annotation, molecular function: transmembrane signaling receptor activity. The record is from RefSeq and is a predicted model, not a curated record. The coding region runs from base 137 to 1654 and encodes 505 amino acids.
UCUUGCUCGCGGUCUCUGCAGCGGCAGGCUGCUCCCGUCCCGGCCGGCGAGGCGGCCGUCCAGCCCCUCGGGCCGGCAGGCGAUGGUGCGGCGGAGUGCGCGGACGCGGGCGGCGCGGCGGCGGGCAUGAAGGAGGAUGGAAGGGCAGGACGAGGUGUCGGCGCGGGAGCAGCACUUCCACAGCCAAGUGCGGGAGUCCACGAUCUGUUUCCUUCUCUUUGCCAUUCUCUACAUUGUCUCCUACUUCAUCAUCACAAGAUACAAGAGAAAAUCAGAUGAGCAAGAAGAUGAAGAUGCGAUAGUCAACAGGAUUUCGUUGUUUCUGAGCACGUUCACUCUAGCAGUUUCAGCUGGGGCGGUUUUGCUUUUACCCUUCUCAAUAAUCAGCAAUGAAAUCCUGCUUUCUUUUCCUCAGAACUACUAUAUUCAGUGGCUAAAUGGCUCCCUGAUUCAUGGUUUGUGGAACCUUGCUUCUCUCUUUUCCAAUCUUUGUUUAUUUGUGUUGAUGCCCUUUGCCUUUUUCUUUCUGGAAUCAGAAGGUUUUGCUGGCCUGAAAAAGACUAAGGUCAAAGGGGAGAAUCAUCUUGAGGAGGGGUAUGAGAAGGGAAUCCGAGCCCGAAUUUUAGAAACUCUGGUCAUGCUUAUUCUUCUGGCCUUGCUUAUUCUUGGGAUAGUGUGGGUAGCCUCGGCACUCAUUGACAAUGACGCUGCGAGUAUGGAAUCUUUAUAUGAUCUCUGGGAGUUCUACCUACCUUAUUUAUAUUCCUGUAUAUCAUUGAUGGGAUGUUUGUUACUUCUCUUGUGCACUCCAGUUGGCCUCUCCCGCAUGUUCACAGUCAUGGGGCAGCUGUUGGUGAAGCCAACAAUUCUUGAGGACCUGGAUGAACAAAUUUAUAUUAUUACUCUAGAGGAAGAAGCACUUCAGCGACGACUAAAUGGACUGUCUUCAUCAGUGGAACACAAUAUAACGGAGUUGGAACAAGAACUUGACAACGUAAAGACUCUUAAGACAAAGUUAGAGAGGCGCAAAAAGGCUUCAGCAUGGGAAAGAAACUUGGUGUAUCCUGCUGUUAUGGUUCUCCUUCUUAUUGAGACAUCCAUUUCGGUCCUCUUGGUGGCUUGUAAUAUUCUUUGCCUGUUGAUUGAUGAAACAGCAAUGCCAAAGGGAACAAGGGGGCCUGGAAUAGGAAAUGCUUCUCUUUCUGCUUUUGGUUUUGUGGGAGCUGCACUUGAAAUCAUUUUGAUUUUCUAUCUUAUGGUGUCCUCUGUUGUCGGUUUCUAUAGCCUCCGAUUUUUUGGAAACUUUAUUCCCAAGAAGGAUGACACAACGAUGACAAAGAUCAUUGGGAAUUGUGUGUCAAUCUUGGUCUUGAGCUCCGCACUGCCUGUUAUGUCAAGAACACUGGGAAUCACUAGAUUUGAUCUACUUGGAGACUUUGGAAGGUUUAAUUGGCUGGGAAAUUUCUAUAUUGUGUUAUCCUACAAUUUGCUUUUUGCUAUUAUGACAACAUUGUGUCUGGUCAGAAAAUUCACCUCCGCUGUACGAGAAGAACUUUUCAAGGCCCUAGGGCUUCAUAAACUUCACUUAUCAGAUACUUCAAGGGAUUCAGAAACCGCAAAGCCUUCUGCAAAUGGGCAUCAGAAAGCACUGUGAGCCCCACAGCACCGCUCUGCAAUCAAGAGCCUGAGCACCCCAAACUCGUGACAUUCCCGUCAGUCAGGGAUGCUUGCUGCUGCCUGUGGUCCACGUUUAGGGCCUGGGCCUGUCAGUGUCGUUUUCAUAAUCUAAGAGCUUGGCUGUUGCAGGUCUUCUUCUUUUUAUUUACCUUUGGGGGGUCCCUUGUUAGUUUCCAGCCGGGUGCAGGCUCCUCAGGGCGGCGCGCCUUCUGGGGCCAUGUUUGCUUGCAUCAGUUAUGCACCCAUGUGAGCGUGUUAGAAAAGGCCAACUUUGGGGCUUUCUAAGGAUUCACUUAAAUCUUGCUAUAUAUUCCAUUCAAAAUGAAUUCCAUUCAUGCCCUACAUGAAAGGGCAUCCUUGGUACUUAGAUGUGAAGUUUCUGCAAAAAAUGAAAGUUUAUAGAUGAUACUGCAAUGGGUACAUUGGAACUGUAAAUGGUUGCAAAUUAUAUUUUUUACUUCCUUAAAGAAAAAACAAAAGCAUAGUUCUGAUUUAUGUUACAGAAUGAUAUUGAUUGGACUUUGAGUCAAGGGAAAAAUACAAAAUUCUUUUAAAACUUGAGCCUUGGUAGAAUGCCACAGGAAUACCUCCUACUGUCCAGUGGAAUAAGCUAUGGUAGGAAGUAUUAUGUAAUCAUAGUUCUUUGACAGUUUGUGUAUAUAAUUCAGUAUUACCUCUCAUAACAUAGUUGCCAGUGUUGAAUACACUUGUAACUUAGAUUUUGCCUUAUAGGCUAUAUGUACACUCAGUUUUUUUUAAGCAUUUUUUUCAGAAAUCCCUUAAUUCCCUGUGCUCCUUGUGUCCAUUAUGAACUAUAAGUGCUCUGUGGUAGACACCCCUUCUAUCGCCACAGUCUUCAGGCUUUGAUCACUUCUGUACAUGCCAAUUUAAACAUCAGACUUACGAAUGUUACCAUUUAACACCCAAAACACACAGCAUCAGCAUUCAUGAUGUAAGAAAAGUUUUGCAGUGUAUCGUGGUCUGAUGAUCAUUCAGUUAUUAAAUUGUAAAUAAUUCUUGGGAUGGGUUCUUGACUUUAAGUCCACUGAAUAAAAGCUAUAACAUUA